Messenger RNA from Hypanus sabinus (Atlantic stingray), 9062 nucleotides. RefSeq names its product NHS-like protein 1. Gene Ontology annotation, biological process: cell differentiation. Lineage: Eukaryota; Metazoa; Chordata; Chondrichthyes; Myliobatiformes; Dasyatidae. The record is from RefSeq and is a predicted model, not a curated record. The transcript has 8 exons. Bases 1616 to 5569 code for a protein of 1317 amino acids.
UGAAGGGUCUCGGCCGGAAACGUUGACUGCUCAUUUCAACGGAUGCUGCCCGACCUGCUGAGUUCAUCCAGCUUGUUUGUACGUCUUGAUUUGACCCCAGCAUCUGCAGUGCACUUUGUGUUUAUGAAUUGCCAGUGUCUUCUUCCCAGGGUGGUAUUGGCCAAUACCAGACAACCUUUAUUUAAGGUGAAGGGAGGAACGUAUGGGGGGGGACGUCAGAGGUAGGUGAGUGCGUGGAAUGCGUUGCCUGGGUGGUGGUAGAGGCAGAUGCAUUCCGGAGACUUGAGAAACAUUUGGACGGGCACGUGAAUGAAAUGAAGAUGGAGGGUUAAGUGGGAGGGAAGGGUCAGAUUGAUCGGGGAGCAGGUUAAUAUAGAUUGCUCGGCACCGUGAGUGGAAGGGCCAUUUACCGUGCUGUGCGGUCGCUGUUGUAUCUGCUUCCAGAGACUCCCCAAGCAGAGUGUUCCAGACACCUAUGUGUGGUGGUAGGGUAACACAACACUCUACAGCACAGGGUUCAGUUCCCACCAUUCCACCUUCUCCCCCAUGACUACACGGGUUUCCUCCAGGUGCUCUGAUUUCCGCCCACAGUCCAGAGGUGUACCAGCAGGGAGGCUAAUUGUUCAUUGUAAAUUGUCCCAUGAUUAGGCUAGGAUUAGAUCGGGGGAUUGCUGGGCGGCCUGGCUGGAAGAGCCUGUCCUACAAUCAAAUCACUAGACCAAAGCAUCUUUAAACAUUUCACAUUGUUCAGAUUCAGGUUCUCAGAAUCAGGCCGCAAAACAACAAAGUUCACGACAUUGCGUCAGUGAUAAUAAACCUGAUUCUCAUUAUAACGGGAAUGUUUAGAAAUGUUGAUGGUUUGACAUCUGCUUUACUCAUUACCGUGUCCGGCGCAUGGUGUGUGGUUGGAGUUGGAGAUCGGAUCGAACACCCCUCUCAAAUUCGCAGGAAACCCUCUCCUGCCCUCUGUGCAACAAGAAGCAAAGUAUUAAUAAAGGUGAAGUUCUAAAGAUGAGCUUUUUCCUUCAUGUCUACAUCAAAACAUCGUCUGUUUACUGACUUCCAUAGAUGCUGCCUGACCUCCAGCACUUUGUGUGUGUGUUGCCCUGCAUUUCCAGCAUCUCUUGCAUCUCCGGUGUUUGAUUAUUGAAGCUUUAGUGCAGUUGGCUUCUGUAUAUAAACCUCCUAUCAUGAGAGGAUCAGAUAAUGUGAUUUUAAGUGCCGACUGAAAGUUAAAUGUCUGAAACCAUGAGCCAGUCUAAUUGGAAUCGGUUUCCAGAAGAAGAUUGUUGUCUUUAUGAAAUCUAGCCGUGACUGAUUAACUCCAUGGAGUGUGGCCUACUAAACAGGCACAGUACAGAGUCCUGCUCUCUGAAGCAGAUUCUUAAUAUAAAGUUAUUGACUCGGUGCCAAAGUUGAUGGUGCACAAUUCAUUAUAAAUAGCUUCUUCUCUUCUCUUCCCCUGGGAACCAGGCGAGGUCUCCGUGUGCAGCCAGCAGGAUAAGCGCACAGUUCUGGGCUGCCUGAUCCUCAUUAGUCUUCGAGCUGAGGGGUGUGUUUGGAGCGUUGGUUGUGGCUCUGAGAACCGGAGUGAGCAGGGGAGGAAGACAGAGGGAUGCCUGUGAGAGGAAUUCACAGAGGGAGCUGCCGAGGAGUGAGAACUGUCUCGAACCUGGAUGAAGAGAGUCGUUGGACAGUCCACUACAAGGUGUCGCUUCACCAGCAGGAGAAUGUGUUCCUGCCGUCGACCCGAUCGCCCUGCGUGGAAGACCUGCAUCGGCAAGCCAAGGUUAACCUGAAAACACUGCUGCGAGACUGCGACAAGCUGAGGGAAGAUGGCUCUCGGAGUUCGCAGUAUUACUCCCAGGCCCCACUGUUCUCCUCAACAUCAUCUCACCUGGCUGGGAAUCACCUGGACGAGGAGGAAGGCCACGACCAAGUGCCCGCAGCGUCAUCGCCGGACGAGGAAAAGCUGUUCCGUUCGAGGAGAUCCAAAACCCCAGUUCCCAAAGACCUCUCUGAGAUUGACGUCCAGACGAACUGGACCAAGGCCCUCCCACUGCCCACUCCGGAGGAGAGAAUGCGCCAACAAGCACAGGCCAUCCAGACGGACGUCAUCCCAAUAAACGUAACAGGAGAGAGCUUUGACCGCCAGGCCAGCUGUAGGCGAUCUCUCGUACACUCCGACAGCCCCCUGAGGCGCACGACGAAAAUCAAACGGAGACGGACCAUCACUGGCCUGCCUGAGGCCGUCCAGAAGGAACUAGGAACCGGGACGACUCCAGCCAGAAGCUCGUGCGCCACCCUGCCGGGCCAGUUUUCCACCCUGAGCCGACUGGAGAGCCAUGGGCCGGGCCGGGCCCGCUCGAGCACCAGGGACUCCUCCUGCCAGACGGAAGAGGUGAAGGUGGUGCCGCCCUCCGUCCGCCGGAUCCGGGCGCAGAAGGGUCAGGGGAUCGCGGCCCAGCUGUCCGGCUCCUCGGGUGACGUGUCGGUGGACAGCGGCCCCCGGGCCCAGCCGGAGACGCGCUCCCACAGCCUGCCAAGGAGGCUCGGGUCCCGGGUCUCGCUGCGCCGACCGGAGGAGAGUGCCCCGCUGUUCGGGCCCGGCACGCAGGAGAUCCGGGAGCCCCAGGAGGCACGGGUGGCCUCGCCCGCUGCCCUGCGCCCCGAGGCCGCGGAGGAGGAGGUGCCGGCGAACCACCGCUCCUCAGCCCGACAGUCACCCGCCUCGGACGCCCCGUCGGGACCGCCUCCUUCCCCCUCCCCCUCUGCAAUCCUCCUGGCCCCCGUCCCAGGCCGCGAGCGGACCCUGUCGCGCAGUAUCUCGCUGAGGAAGACCAGGAAGCCGCCGCCCCCCCCCACGCGCACCGACUCCCUGCGGCGCCGGCCCAAGGGGGGCGGGGACCCGGUGCUCAGCCCGUCGCUGAUCGCCAGCCUGCAGCGCUCGCUGCAGAGCGGGGGCGGACUGGGCCGCCAGGAGGCUCCUGGCCUCCCUGCCGGGGCCUCGGCCUGCAGCCCCCAGGAGCCCGACCCCUGGUUUGUCCGCAGCUGCAGUCAGAGCAGCAGCAACAGCAGCGGCCGCUCGACAGGCGGCAGCCGGGCCUGCUCCACGCCGUCGCAGAGCGAGACCAGCAGCCUGCGCUCCGAUGGCCCCGAGGCCGAGGGCUGGCGGGCUAACGGCCUGGCCUGGGAGCCGGCCUCCCAGCCCCAGGGCUUCACCUCGCCCUCCAGUGGGUACUCCAGCCAGUGCAACACGCCGACCGGCCCUGGCCCAACGCACCGGGCCUCGCCCCGGCCUGCCAAGCCCAAGGUGCCCGAGCGCAAGUCCUCCCUCCACUCCUCGCUCUCCGCUUCCUCCUCCUCCGCCUCGCUGUCCUCCAGCGCCUCGGAGUCGCGGCCCCCACCCCCAGCUGGUCCCGCUGACCCUCAGCCCUCUGCUGGGGGCCCACUGCCUGCCUUACCCUACACUGCUCCCCAACUACACUUGUUGUCCCCUCCUGGUGCCCAGAGGCUACUUUCAAACCCUCCCACUCGGUCUCGACCGGCUUCCCCCCUCCCCAAUGCCCCUGUGCUGUUGUCACCUCCUCCCAACCACCUUCUGCCAACAUCAGCCCCUCCCGCUCUCUGUCGAAUCAAUUCUCCUCCACCUCGUGUGCGUGGUUCAGUUCCUCCCUCGUCACCUCCUCCGCCGCCUCCUCUUCCACAAGCAUCCCCACCCCCUCUCCCUCCUCCUGGGCCAGCCCCUCCCAAUCCUCCUCUGCCCUCGCCACCCCCUCCAGCUCUUUUCGUGACCUCACCCCCUCCGGCCCCUCCUCUGCCCACGUCACCCCCUCCAGCUCUUUUUGUGACCCCACCCCGCCUCACCUCACCCCCUCCGGCCCCUCCUCUGCCCACGUCACCCCCUCCCUGCGCCACACUCCCUGCCCCACCCCCACUGGACCCAAAGGCGUUCUGCAGCGGAGGGAGCCCCCCACGCUCCCCUCUCCCUCCCGGCGUGGACAGCCCCAAGGCCCCCGCGGGCCCCCUCCUCGUCACGGCCGAGGCCUUGCGCUCGGUGCAGCUGAGGAGAGCGAAGCCUGAGCCCCCGAGGGUGGUCAUGCAGCGACCCUCGUCCCCUCGCGGUCCCCUCAGGCACCCUCAUCACUCCGGAGGGGAGGUCACUCCCGGCGCAGUUCCGCUGAGUUCAGAGAGCAGGGUCAGCGAGUCCGAGACUACAGCCACGGUCAACGGAGAGCUCCUGUCGAUGUCCACGCAGGAGCCUCUGCCCUGUGGCCCCGGCCCCACUGACCGGGUGCAGGCACCGGGACGGGCUCUGACACCCGAGAAGCCCAAACCGCCUGGCAGGACCCCUCCUCCCAUUGCCAGGAAGCCCAAGCUCACUCUCCCCGUCCCACCCUCGCACUGGGACCUCAGCGCACACGAGAGGCGGCCGCUGGAAACGGUCUGGAGCCCGGCGGAGGCUGAGGGGGUCAGUGGGGAGCUGGACGGGAAGGGCACUCCCCCGGCCGGCAGAGCGGGGGACCAGCCGAAACCCCACGUGUGCGACGUUGAUCCAAGGCCCGAGGAAAGCCAGAGAGAGCCCAGAACCCCAGAGUCCUCCCCGACAUGGGAUCAUCUGGGUGGAGGCAGUAGCUCGCCUUGCAAAGAAAAUGAACCCGAUGACGUGUUUGAGGAGAGUUCCAGCAGUGUAGGAGACUACAGUGAAGAGAUCAGCACCCCGACCCGGCCCAGGACCACUGAGGACUUAUUUGCUGCAAUACACAGGUCGAAGCGGCGGAUCCUGGGCCGGAAAGAUUCGGAGGAUGAGUUCCACCGGGCGCAGCCCCCCCCGUCUCCCGUGACCCCGACCGGGGCGCUGCCCAGCCCAGGCUCGCUGAAGCAGGCGGGCUCCAUCCAGAGGAGCCUGCGCAAGUCCAACACCAGCAGCGACAGCUUCAAGGCGCUGCUGCUGAGGAAGGGGUGCCGGCCGGACCAGGGCUGCCGCAUGUCGGCCGCCGAGAUGCUCAAGAGCUCCGAUCCCAGGCACCGCCCGGCUGAGCCGGAGCGGCCGGCCGGCCGGCGGGGCCGCAACCCGCGGGAAGAGUGGGCCUCACACGAGGGCCCGCUGCCCAAGGGCGCCGGGCUGGUGGGCGUCCGCUAUGGCCGCUCCCGGACCCCGCCCUCGGCUGCCAGCAGCCGCUACGGCAGCAGGCUCCACCUGCACCGACUCCACAGCAGCCCCAUGACCGUGAUCCGCGAGGCCGAGGCCUGGGAGCCCGAGGAGGGCCGGCGGCACAGCGAGAGUGACGCCGUGGAGCAGGGGGCGGGGCCCGAGAACUGUGAUGUAACGCGCCCAGUGGGACAGGACUGUAUGACAUCACAAUCAGGGGGCGUGGCAGAGAGCACCACCAAUGGCGAAGCCAGCCAGGAACGGGACCCUAUUACAUCACAAUCAGAGGGCGUGGCAGAGAGCGCCACCAAUGGCGGAGCCCGUCAGGACCGGGACUUUUCUACCUCGUCCAUGGCAACAGAAGCGCCAUUCAUGAUUGGGGGUCAUGAAGGACACCAAAGAAAGCAAGGAGACUGAUUCUCCCCCCCCAAUGUGUUAUUUUCCUUUAUAUAAAGUCCUCAGACAGCAACCAGUGGCACAAGCCCGAUGGCAGAAUAGAAACACCUAGCCUUCCUUUGCCUGGGCUGCCAAGGAGACCAGCACUUGAAUAGUGCCUUUGUGCAGCAAGGUGCCCCCUUGCUGAUGAGGGAGGUUUGUUUGUAGUGAAAACUGAGAUGAAUGCAGGAAUGGCACUUGUAUUGAUCAGCGUCGAGCGCAGAAGGCCGUCAGGCUGAGGUAUUUAUGUAGCGCCCUUCCUGACGAGGGGCAUCCCGGAAGCACUUCACGGCCAAGGAGGCACUUUCUUUCCGAAACGAAAGGGGGGGAGGGUCGUUCAGUGGAUGUCUGUCGCGCGGUUGGAGUGGAAGGGAGAGGCUGCAAGGUGGCUAAAAGUAGGUGGGGUCAGUUGUCUCGAGAGGAGGUGGAAGUGGUAGAGAGAGAGAGAGGGCUGGGAGUAUUUUGGUGUUUUGUGUGCCAGGUAGUUAACUCCCCUUGGGGGGUGGAGCUGUGUACGAUGAAUUGUACUGAGACAGGGUGUGGGUGUCUGUCUGGAAACCAGACGGAUUCGAGCCACAUGACCAUUCCUGGCUGUAACCGUUAGUAGCAGGAGACAGGGAACAGUAUGCCCUGGAAAGGAAGGGUCAGUAGUGUGACCAUUCCUGGCUGUAACCGUUAGUAGCAGGAGACAGGGAACGGUAUGCCCUGGAAAGGAAGGAUCAGUAGUGUGACCAUUCCUGGCUGUAACCGUUAGUAGCAGGAGACAGGGAACAGUAUGCCCUGGAAAGGAAGGGUCAGUAGUGUGACCAUUCCUGGCUGUAACCGUUAGUAGCAGGAGACAGGGAACGGUAUGCCCUGGAAAGGAAGGAUCAGUAGUGUGACCAUUCCUGGCUGUAACCGUUAGUAGCAGGAGACAGGGAACAGUAUGCCCUGGAAGGGAAGGGUCAGUAGUGUGACCAUUCCUGGCUGUAACCGUUAGUAGCAGGAGACAGGGAACGGUAUGCCCUGGAAGGGAAGGGUCAGUAGUGUGACCAUUCCUGGCUGUAACCGUUAGUAGCAGGAGACAGGGAACGGUAUGCCCUGGAAAGGAAGGGUCAGUAGGUUGCUGCUUACAUUGAACUUUGACCAAUAGCUGUUAGAUGAAUGAAUUGUACGUUCGUAGUGUAAUAGUUUGAAUAGCUGUGGGACUUGGCUGUUCCGACCUGUUAUUUCAGGAUGAUUUGGCUGGUUUAACUAACUACCCCUGCGACACGGAGGGUGGGGUAAAUCCCAGCGGGUGGUGCUCCUCCGUGUCUGCUGAGCAGCGAAGGGUGGUUGCCACUGCAGAUGCAGACCUGAGUCACACAGUGCCUUCGAGAGGCAGGAACUACGGGUCCCUGCUUAGGGUACAGAUGCUUCUCGAUCCAUUCACUGCUGCUUUUUAUUGCUGUUUCUUCCCUGCGUUCAUGGAAUAAUAAGACCGGCAGUUGGAUUGAUAAUGUGACCUCACUGUGCCCAGAUCAGGGGUGCCAGGUGACACGGAGUCAACAACAUGCCCGUGGUGGCUGGGCCCUCUGCACGUUGAUUCCAGUGCCUAAGGCUAGCCACAGAGUUCUUUCUGGGGAGCGAAGUCGCUGUGUGGGGUUGGAGGCAACAGCACAAAGUCUCCUCACCCGCCUCCCCAACAUUGUGGCUUGCCUUUUCACUCCCUCCCCGGUUUCCUUCUUCCCAAUAAGCCUCAGCCCUUGUCAAGUGGGAACGCGAGAGGAUUGGCGAUCACCAUCGAGGGGGAAAACAAAGUCAGCCCCAGCAAUAAACCCAAAUUGUACUUAGCUUUAAAGUGGAGGUUAACAGGUUCUUGAUUACUAAGGGUGUCGAAGGUUAUGGGGAGAAGGCGGGAGAACGGGAGUUAAUAAAUCAGCCAUGAUGGAAUGGUACAGCAGACUGGAUGGGCUGAAUGGCCUAAUUUGCUCCUGUGUGUGAUGGCCUUGAUUGCCCCAGCGUUCCUGCUUCACUGCCUAUUUUAAACAUGAGGUCCUGCAGACGCUGGAGGGACUCAGCAGGUCAGGCAGCAUCAAUGGAGAGGAAUAGAGCAGAUGUGUCGGGCCGAGGGCCGCUCCUCAGGGCUGCUGACCCCCUAAGCUGUCUCCCACUCCACCCCCGGUCUCGUCACGCGAAGUGCCUUCUCGCCACGGCUCCCUGCUGACACCUGGUGGCAGAGCGCCGGAACCGCAGCAGCCCGACCCAAUGGUCACUGUCCAGGAACCCACCCGUUUUGUUCGGCCGUGUUCAGCGACUUUGCACAAGUUUGACUGCAACACGGGACACUCUCUCACUUUGCCAUCAAGUUCUGGCCUAGUCCUGAGCCCUAAACACAGGAGAUUCUGCAGAUGUUGGAAAUCCAGAACACAAAAUGCUGCAGGAACUCAGCAUGUCAGGCAGCAUCUAUGGAGAGGAAUUCCGUGCUGAAAUACUUUGUUUCCUGAUUAACGGUCUGUCACGAAACGUUGACCGUGGAUACCCCCUCCACAGAUACUGUCUGACCUGCUGAACUCCUCCUGCAAUUUGUGUGCUAGUUCUGUAAACUGACUGCCAACAAGGAGCAUUAAACAGACACCAAACCGGACAGCUCAGUGGGGAAGUGGGGCAGUAAGGAAUGCCUGCACUCAGCUUUGUUGAUUUAAGGUGUGAACUUGGGAAAUACAGUCCAAGCGUGACCCUGGCUUGUCCAUAAAAGUUAGCAAUGUUGAGCCGAGCGGGAGAAAGGGGGUUAGUGUUAUGGAUUUGAGCAGUGGCACAGUAAAAGGUACUGUGUAGCAUGGAGAGUCUAUUACCAGCAAAGGGGAAUAAAAACCCAAUGGAAGACUGGGCUUUAUUGCUGUUGGGAGAGUUGUGCAGAGAUAAAUGUAACUUGAAAAUUCUGAAUCUUGUGAUAAUGCUGGCAUCCAGUUACCAAAGACACGAAGCCUUUUCUACAGGAAAAAACAAAAAAUCCCUGUGGUAUUUUUCACGUUCAACAAGUAUUUUUUAACAGAAAACUGCACUUGAAAAGCCCUAGAUUUGAAUACACACCAAAAGUGGGAACUGAUUGUGCUCCUGUCGUCUGGUCAUCAGAUAGACAGAUACUUCCUACAGCAUGCCUGCCCCCUUUAUAAAUUGUUUUAAGGUGUACAAAGAUUGUAAAAUGUUCUCUUUUGUGGGGGUGAUUUUCUUUGUGAGCAGUUUUUGGGAAUUUGUACAUUUUAGUAAUCUGAGAUUUUUUUAAAAAGUAAAUUUGCAGAUUAUUUAUUUUAGUACAGAGGCAGAUUGAAGUUUGCUUUUCCAUCUUGCCUCCAUUGUGUUUGCUCUUAUUGAGGAAGGAAGGAGGGGUGAGUAGAAAGGCCUUUCCUUCCUUCCCGUGGGAAAUGCAGGAAGCUCCAUGGCCUCUCAGCGUGUCCUGUUCAUUUUGUACUCAGAAAGAUGCUGUGUUCUCAAAUAAAGCAACGUUUUCCUCUCA